Molecule: messenger RNA, 1840 nt
Organism: Pistacia vera
Lineage: Eukaryota; Viridiplantae; Streptophyta; Magnoliopsida; Sapindales; Anacardiaceae
Product: sterol 14-demethylase
Exons: 3
Coding region: 201-1658 (485 amino acids)
Molecular function (GO): heme binding; oxidoreductase activity, acting on paired donors, with incorporation or reduction of molecular oxygen; iron ion binding
Source: RefSeq, a predicted model, not a curated record
CCCCCCCCCCCGCCCUCUCUCUCUCUCUCCAUUCCCUUCUCAAUCUCAAAUCAGAUACUCAAAAAUCCGAUCUUUUUUCCCAAUUUCUUCCCUUUUCCUAGAUCUAAAAUUUUGCAUUUACCCCCGAAUUCCACCUUUUCUUUCUCUUUUCACUAGUCUUUUUCCUCACUUUUACGCCUGGAUCUUUAAACCUUUUCGCCAUGGACGAAACCAACAAGUUUUACAACGUGGGGUUGCUCGUUGUGGCCACCAUUGUUGUGGCCAAGCUCAUUUCUAUGCUCAUUAUGCCCAGAUCCACCAAACGUUUGCCCCCAGUGAUAAAGUCUUUGCCUUUGAUUGGUGGGCUCGUGCGGUUCUUGAAAGGACCCAUUGUGAUGCUCCGUGAGGAGUAUCCAAAACUGGGGAGUGUCUUUACUGUGAACUUGGUGAAUAGAAAGAUUACUUUUUUUAUUGGCCCUGAAGUGUCAGCUCACUUCUUUAAGGCCUCGGAAUCCGACUUGAGUCAGCAGGAAGUUUAUCAGUUUAAUGUGCCGACUUUUGGCCCUGGAGUUGUGUUUGAUGUGGAUUAUUCUAUAAGGCAGGAGCAGUUCAGGUUCUUUACUGAGGCUCUAAGAGUGAACAAGUUGAAGAGUUAUGUAGAUCAGAUGGUUGCAGAAGCUGAGGAUUACUUCUCAAAAUGGGGAGACAGCGGUGAGGUGGACCUAAAGUACGAGCUGGAACAUCUGAUCAUCUUGACAGCCAGUAGAUGUCUCCUUGGUCGGGAAGUUCGUGAUAAGCUUUUUGAUGAUGUGUCUGCCUUGUUCCAUGACCUUGACAACGGAAUGCUCCCUAUUAGUGUUCUUUUCCCAUACCUGCCAAUCCCAGCUCACCGCCGCCGUGACCGGGCUCGUAAGAAGCUUGCAGAAAUUUUUUCUAGCAUCAUUUCUUCCCGUAAAUGUGCUGGAAAGUCAGAAAACGACAUGUUGCAGUGCUUCAUCGAAUCAAAGUACAAAGAUGGCCGCCCAACAACUGAUUCUGAGAUCUCUGGCUUACUCAUUGCCGCACUUUUUGCUGGACAACACACCAGCUCAAUCACCUCCACUUGGACAGGGGCUUAUCUCCUAAAGAACAAGCAAUUCCUGUCUGCUGUGGUUGAGGAACAGAAAAACCUGAUGGGAAAGCAUGGGAAAAAAAUCGAUCAUGAUAUCUUAUCUGAGAUGGACACUCUAUACCGAUGCAUUAAGGAAGCCCUGAGACUCCACCCUCCACUAAUCAUGCUUCUUCGCAGUUCACACAGUGACUUUAGUGUGACAACCCGAGAGGGGAAAGAGUACGACAUACCAAAGGGACACAUUGUUGCAACAUCACCAGCAUUUGCAAACCGACUUCCUCACAUUUACAAGAACCCAGACACUUACGAUCCUGACAGGUUUUCUCCUGGAAGAGAAGAAGACAAAGUGGCUGGGGCAUUCUCCUACAUUUCCUUCGGUGGUGGUCGACAUGGGUGCCUUGGCGAACCCUUUGCAUACCUGCAGAUAAAGGCCAUAUGGAGCCAUCUAUUGAGGAACUUUGAAUUGGAGCUGACAUCACCAUUCCCUGAGAUUGACUGGAAUGCAAUGGUGGUUGGUGUGAAAGGGAAGGUGAUGGUGCGGUACAAGCGGAAGGAACUUUCUGUUUGAUUAGCAGGAAAAUCUUAGUGGAUAAGUUGGCAGGUUUAAAGUUGUUAUUGCAUGUUCUUUAGGAUGUUAUAACCCUCUUCACUAAGGUUUUGUUUAACUCAUCUGCUACUUGGUACCAUUUCUUAUGUGUUAUUGAAGUUCUUGUCUCUUUGGUAUUGGAUUCUAGCCUUUGUUUUUGUGCA